AAGACUUGGCCCACCUGGGGGUGCGAGGCGAGCGAGUUCCCGUGGACGUACGGCUCGAGCGAGACUUGCUACGUCAUCGAGGGCGAGUGCGUCGUGACCCCGGACGAUGGAUCGGCGCCCGUGCGCUUGACGCCGGGAACGCUCGCGACUUUUCCCGCGGGCAUGUCUUGCACGUGGAACGUCACGAAGGCGAUAAAGAAGCACUAUUCCUUU
Messenger RNA from Ostreococcus lucimarinus CCE9901, 213 nucleotides. RefSeq lists its product with no specific name. NCBI's taxonomy places the organism in Eukaryota, Viridiplantae, Chlorophyta, Mamiellophyceae, Mamiellales, Bathycoccaceae. The annotation marks the transcript as partial. The transcript has a single exon. The record is from RefSeq and is a predicted model, not a curated record.